AUGGAACCACCUACAAUCGCGCCUCGGCCAAGUUGGGCCCCAGAUGAUGGACCGGCCGCCAAAUGGAUCAAGGGACCGAUGGAUUUGGCCGCCUGGAAGCGAUCGCUGGCCCACCGUGACUAUCUCGACUUUUUGCACCGCGUAAACGAUGCUGUCGCCGGCAAGAAGACGAGCCAAUGGGUACCGCAAAGCCCUGGUGUUCAGAAGGUGAUGUCAAUGCUGGAAGUCAUCAAGGGCUACACUGACAAGCACCCACCGGAAGCUGAGAUGCAGCAGCGCUACGGGAAUAAGGCAUAUCGCAAGUGGUACGCGGAAUUAACGGAGAACGCCAAGGAACUUAUCAAUGACGUGCUCGAAGAAGUGGAAAAUGAUGGUGCUGCCGCAAUGCUGGAGCCGUAUUUGCUGGACUCUUUCGGGAACCAAACCCGGAUCGACUAUGGCUCUGGCCACGAGGCGGCAUUCAUCAUUCUGCUCCUAUGCUUUGAAAAGAUCGGCCUCUUCACGCCGGAAGAUCUGCCAGCCGUUGGCCUGAUGAUUUUUGGAGAAUACCUCCGCGCGUGCCGCCAUCUGCAACGGUUGUACAAGAUGGAACCGGCCGGUUCGCACGGAGUCUACAGCCUCGACGACUAUCAAUUCGUGCCCUUCCUCUGGGGCUCAUCCCAGCUAAUCGGCUCGAAUUUCGACCCCAACAACUAUCCGCAACCCGAAAAGGUGCAGGACCACGACAUGGAAUCGCUGUUUCUGGAAGCGAUAACCUACAUCAACGACACGAAAACGGGCCCCUUUUACGAGCAUUCAAAUCAACUUUGGAACAUCUCGGCGGUGCCGAAUUGGGACAAGAUCAACUCGGGAUUGUUCAAGAUGUACGAGGCAGAAGUGCUGCUCAAAUUCCCCGUUGUACAGCAUUUCCUCUUUUGCAAGUACUUUCAAUUGACGCCGGUGCCCGAUGAGAAC
Mesorhabditis spiculigera is the source of this 954-nucleotide messenger RNA. NCBI's taxonomy places the organism in Eukaryota, Metazoa, Nematoda, Chromadorea, Rhabditida, Rhabditidae. The record is from the annotation of a GenBank genome assembly.